AUGUACCCCCACUACUGGGCCCCACCAUUGAUGUACCCCCACUACUGGGCCCCAUCAUUGAUGUACCCCCACUACUGGGCCCCAUCAUUGAUGUACCCCCACUACUGGGCCCCACCAUUGAUGUACCCCCACUACUGGGCCCCACCAUUGAUGUACCCCCACUACUGGGCCCCAUCAUUGAUGUACCCCCACUACUGGGCCCCACCAUUGAUGUACCCCCACUACUGGGCCCCACCAUUCAUGUACCCCCACUACUGGGCCCCAUCAUUGAUGUACCCCCACUACUGGGCCCCAUCAUUGAUGUACCCCCACUACUGGGCCCCACCAUUGAUGUACCCCCACUACUGGGCCCCACCAUUGAUGUACCCCCACUACUGGGCCCCAUCAUUGAUGUACCCCCACUACUGGGCCCCACCAUUGAUGUACCCCCACUACUGGGCCCCACCAUUGAUGUACCCCCACUACUGGGCCCCAUCAUUGAUGUACCCCCACUACUGGGCCCCACCAUUGAUGUACCCCCACUACUGGGCCCCACCAUUAAUGUACCCCCCACUACUGGGCCCCAUCAUUGAUGUACCCCCACUACUGGGCCCCACCAUUGAUGUACCCCCACUACUGGGCCCCACCAUUGAUGUACCCCCACUACUGGGCCCCAUCAUUGAUGUACCCCCACUACUGGGCCCCACCAUUGAUGUACCCCCACUACUGGGCCCCACCAUUGAUGUACCCCCACUACUGGGCCCCACCAUUGAUGUACCCCCACUACUGGGCCCCACCAUUGAUGUACCCCCACUACUGGGCCCCACCAUUGAUGUACCCCCACUACUGGGCCCCAUCAUUGAUGUACCCCCACUACUGGGCCCCACCAUUGAUGUACCCCCACUACUGGGCCCCACCAUUGAUGUACCCCCACUACUGGGCCCCACCAUUGAUGUACCCCCACUACUGGGCCCCACCAUUGAUGUACCCCCACUACUGGGCCCCAUCAUUGAUGUGCAACAUUCUAGCAAAACAUAA
Messenger RNA from Physella acuta, 1017 nucleotides. RefSeq lists its product as uncharacterized. The record is from RefSeq and is a predicted model, not a curated record. Lineage: Eukaryota; Metazoa; Mollusca; Gastropoda; Physidae.